AUGUUUACAGGUAUUGUAGAACAUAUAGGAGAAAUACUUGAAAUUUUAGCUUUAGAUAAUUCAGUUAGUGGUGGAGGUGGUUGGUCAAUGAAAAUCGGUAAAGCUGGACCUGUUUUAGUUGAUUGUAAGAAUGGUGAUAGUAUUUCUGUCAAUGGGACUUGUCUGACUGUGACAGAGUUUGAUAUUUCAGCUUCAUGGUUUAAA
This is a messenger RNA of Entrophospora candida, 204 nucleotides long. The record is from the annotation of a GenBank genome assembly. NCBI's taxonomy places the organism in Eukaryota, Fungi, Glomeromycota, Glomeromycetes, Entrophosporales, Entrophosporaceae.